GAUAGCUGUCACCCAGUUUAAUGAUCAAACGCACAUUGAGCAAGGAGCCGACAGGGGAGACUUGAGCACAUCUCAGGUAUAGGGGACGAUGCAGCUUGGUGCGAAGGCGCCGCCGGAAAGCUUGCUUGGGCAGCAGUGAUACGAAGAACAAGGACCUCGUUUAUUUUCUUUUUUUUUUUGUUUUCCGUGUGCGUUUCUCCCUCAGUUCGGUCUGAACUCAUUCUCAAUAUCCAUCCAACUGUGGCGGAGCUGCCUUUGCUUCUGUUAACGAUCGCCCCCUCACCACUUCCUCAAGUUUGGAAUUUACAAUACAGACGCACGUUUUUUGUUGUCUUGUCUUAAACUCCGUCUGAGAUGAAGGCGAAAAAAGGUGUGUUACUACUGUCUGGUAGUGAGACAGACGAUGAUGACAGUAUGGAUGUUCCACUUGACCUGUCAUCUACAGGCAGUGGGAAGAGGAAGAGGCGGGGAAAUUUACCAAAAGAAUCUGUCCAGAUUCUCAGAGACUGGCUGUAUGAGCAUCGUUAUAAUGCCUAUCCAUCUGAACAGGAGAAGGUACUUCUGUCCAGACAGACAAACUUGUCAACAUUGCAGGUGUGUAACUGGUUCAUCAAUGCUCGUCGGAGACUUCUGCCAGAUAUGUUGCGAAAAGAUGGCAAAGACCCUAACCAGUUCACCAUCUCAAGAAGAGGAAGUAAAAUUUCAGAGACUAGUCCACUGGAUGGUUCCACAGUUUCUAAACCAUUCCUUUCAGAGAGUGUGGAUGAAGGGACAUUCCAUCCCUGUAACUUUGGACCAGAUUAUGCCAAGAAGCCCCUUUCACCAAAAACUCCCUCUCCAGGCCCUGUUCUUCCUAGACCUUCUGUAAUUUGCCACACUACAAUUACUGCACUGCAGGACAGCCCUCUGCAUUACUGCCGUUCCAACAGCAUGGAUGAAACAACAGAUCUAAAUUGCACAACUGCUCCUGACCUUUUUAAAUGCCACAGGCAAGCAGAUUCAGAAGGUACUCCAAGCCCUCAAAGUGGGCUUUUCAACACUCCUCCCCCAACUCCACCAGACCUCACGCAGGACUUUAGUGGAUUUCAACUUUUGGUGGAUGUUGCACUGAAACGCGCUGCAGAGAUGGAAAUGCAGGCAAAACAACUAGUGUCUUAAAAAUACUGGAAUUUCAAAAGAGACUGUGGAAGAAAAGAAAAAGAAACUGUUGUAUACAAAAUUUAUUUUUUGGUUGGUGUCAUGGAUGAUGUAUACAUUUCAUGGAUUACAGCGCCUUGUUUAUUUUUGCACAUGGGACCAAGAACAAGGCCACUUAUAAAGUUUGUCUGGAUAGACUUUCUUUUUUUAUAUAAAUAAGGGAUGUUAUGGCUACUGUAGAUAUAAAAAAAAAAA
Polypterus senegalus (gray bichir) is the source of this 1392-nucleotide messenger RNA. It is a transcript of the gene tgif1, whose product is annotated as TGFB-induced factor homeobox 1. Lineage: Eukaryota; Metazoa; Chordata; Cladistia; Polypteriformes; Polypteridae. The coding region runs from base 355 to 1158 and encodes 267 amino acids. Gene Ontology annotation, molecular function: RNA polymerase II cis-regulatory region sequence-specific DNA binding; DNA-binding transcription factor activity, RNA polymerase II-specific. The record is from RefSeq and is a predicted model, not a curated record. Gene Ontology annotation, biological process: regulation of transcription by RNA polymerase II. The transcript is spliced from 3 exons.